This is a messenger RNA of Scaptodrosophila lebanonensis, 1609 nucleotides long. It is a transcript of the gene Hs3st-B, whose product is annotated as heparan sulfate glucosamine 3-O-sulfotransferase 6. The record is from RefSeq and is a predicted model, not a curated record. The coding region runs from base 237 to 1424 and encodes 395 amino acids. The transcript is spliced from 3 exons. Gene Ontology annotation, molecular function: [heparan sulfate]-glucosamine 3-sulfotransferase activity. NCBI's taxonomy places the organism in Eukaryota, Metazoa, Arthropoda, Insecta, Diptera, Drosophilidae.
UGGACGGAAUAAGCCGCGGCGGUUUUUCACGCUGCUGUUGUUGUUGCUGUUCAAUAUAAAUAAAUUUUCAUCAGAAUGAAAAUGGAAUCGUCGCGCAAAUGUAAAUAAAUGCAUCCAUUUUGUAGGCUACUUUAAAAGUUUUGGGCCAGCCUGCUGCUGCUCCCCACUCGUAUGUGCGAUGGAUAGGAGGGAGCCGUGUGUGGACACCACCGCUGGGAAUUGAGUGCCAAAUUGAAAUGCUUAUCAAUAUUUGGUUUAAUAAUUUAAGCAGUCGCGCCCUGGCCAUCGCUUUGGUGCUCUGCGUGGUCGUCGUUUACUUCUCCUACAGCUUCAAUGCCUGCCUCUUUGCCAGCAUUAGUCGAACGCUGCAGAAGAGCAACUUACGCAAUUUCUUGGCCCCGUUAACAGUAACGCGCACCGACAACGCCACCACCACCAACAACAACAACAACAACAGGAACAACAACGCCAGCAACAACAGCCGUGGGAGCGGCAACAACACCAGCACCACCAGCAGCAGCAACAACAACACCCACAACACCAACUUCUCGAGCAACUAUAACAUAAACAAUAUCAGUGUGGAUAGCCCCUUAACUGGCCAUGAUGGUGCCCCAAAAUAUCAGCUGCUGCGACAGCAAGGACUGCGUCCAUCGCGCCAUUUGCCGGACACACUCAUCAUUGGUGUUAAGAAGAGCGGCACACGGGCUCUGCUCGAGUUCAUACGCCUCCAUCCGGAUGUGCGCUCAGCCGGCUCCGAGGUGCACUUUUUCGACCGACACUAUCAGCGCGGCCUGCGCUGGUAUCGCCAUCACAUGCCCUACACCAUCGAGGGGCAGAUCACCAUGGAGAAGACGCCCAGCUACUUUGUGACCAAGGAGGUGCCGCAACGCGUCUAUCACAUGAACACGGCCACCAAGCUGCUGAUUGUGGUUCGCGAUCCUGUGACGCGUGCCAUAUCGGAUUAUACGCAGGCGGCGAGCAAGAAGACCGACAUGAAACGCUUUGAGGAGCUGGCAUUUGUGAAUGGCUCCUAUUCGGUGGUGGACACCAAUUGGGGGCCCAUCAAGAUUGGGGUUUAUGCACGCUAUCUGGAACGCUGGCUCCUCUACUUUCCGCUUUCGCAGCUGCUCUUCAUUAGCGGCGAGCGUCUGAUUAUUGAUCCAGCGUAUGAGAUUGGCAGAGUGCAGGAUUUUCUGGGCCUGAAGCGUGUCGUCACAGAGAAGCACUUCUAUUUUAAUGCAACCAAGGGCUUUCCUUGUCUCUUCAAAUCGGAGGCACGGUCCACGCCCCAUUGCCUCGGAAAGACUAAGGGACGGAAUCAUCCCCAUAUCGAUACAAAUGCCAUUGAACGACUGAGGGAGUUCUACAGGCCGUUCAAUAACAAGUUCUAUCAAUUGACGGGCAUCAAUUUUGCCUGGCCCUAGGGGAGAGGGGGUAUAGAAGGGUACUGAGACUGGAUGGUAUAGCCCGUCAUCUCCCUACACUGGUCGCUGUUAUUGCGGGAUUGCAACUUUUGACUGAUAUUGUUGACUCGCUGCGUUUUUGAUAUAUACAUACAUACAUAUACAUAUAUUAUACAUAUGUACAUGCAUAGAUUAUAUACAAACAA